UUGACGCCAUUGGGAUUCAAUAGCACACGUACAAUUGGUAUACGCCAGCCGGUAUUGUGAUAUAUAGCCGAGGAACAGAGGAGAGAACGAUAGAUUUCAGCCAGUCAGUUGCUGGACGACUCUCGCCAUGGGCACCCGCAAGAUGAUGCAGAAGUUGAACCAGGCCUUGAGCCACUACGGAAAUUUCCACCCCUCUCCAUUGUCUCUGAAGAAACUGUUGGACUUUGGCCGGUCCAAGAAUGCGUGUGAGAAGAAGUCGUUCACGUUCCUGCGGCAGGAGCUGCCCGUCCGUCUGGCCAACAUCAUGAAGGAGAUCAACCUCCUGCCGGACACGCUGCUCAAGAUGCCGUCUGUCGAGCUGGUCCAAAGCUGGUACAUUCAGAGUCUGACAGAGAUUCUAGGCUUUGAGAAUAAGAGCCCAGAUAAUUCUGCAGUUAUAGAAAAUUUUACAGAGACGCUGUACAACAUCAGAAAACGACACAGCAAUGUUGUAGAGACGAUGGCUCAGGGAGUGAUCGAACUCAGGGACACACACGGCAUCGAUCAUCAGACAGACUCCAACAUACAGUACUUUCUAGACCGCUUCUACAUGAGCAGAAUAAGCAUCCGAAUGCUUAUACACCAACAUGUUCUUCUCUUCUCCCCUACACAAGAGACACACCCUCGCCAUGUGGGCAGUAUAGACCCCAACUGUGAUGUGGAGGCUGUUGUUCUCGAUGCCUAUGAGAAUGCCAAGUUUCUCUGUGAUCAGUACUACCUGGCCUCUCCAGAACUGGACUUGGUCUCUCAUAACGGUAUGAAGAAGUCGUCGCCCAUCACAGUUGUGUAUGUGCCGUCCCACCUGUACCACAUGCUGUUUGAGCUGUUUAAGAACGCCAUGCGGGCCAUAGUGGAGUACCACGGUACUGCAGCUCUAGACUACCCUAAGGUCAAAUGCCAGGUGUCUUUGGGAAAGGAGGAUCUCACCAUUAAGAUUUCUGACCAGGGUGGCGGCAUCCCCAAGUCAGCCAUGGAUGUCCUGUUUAACUACAUGUACUCCACAGCACCACAGCCUCCCAAGUCUGGGUCUACAACUGCACCUCUGGCUGGUUAUGGCUACGGACUGCCGCUGUCACGUCUGUAUGCCAAGUACUUCCAGGGGGACCUGCAGCUGGUGUCACAAGAGGGCUAUGGCACCGACGCCCUCAUCUGGCUGAAGGCGCUGUCUAGUGAAGCCAACGAGCUCCUCCCUGUGUUCAACACGACAUCAUCCCGUCACUACGGCAUGAACAUCCCGACAUCGGACUGGAGCUCGCCGUACACGCCACGCGGCUCCCAGAACAGCGUCAGGACCUUUCUCACCUUCAGAAUAUGAGCAGCAGCGUCUGGGACCUGACCUCAUGGUCUGUGCGAAAGUGCAAGCUGUCCAAGCUCCCUUACCGGUUACAGUGUGAUGUGUGUGGUUAGAAAGGACAAAUCAUCAAGAAGUGUGUGCACCUGAAAAACUGUGGCACCAGUGACAAAAGAAUUUGCACUCAAAAAGAAUUGGGAGCCACAGAAAAAAAAGAUGAAGAAAGUAUUGAUAUGAAAAAGACUUCUCAUCAAUUAUAACAACCUUUCUGCACAAUUCUUGGUCGAUAUCUACACAUGUAGUUGUGCAUCCUUUUCAGCUGAAUAGAUUCUACUCUCUGGCUAGCAGAAGUGGUAGGAUUUGUGAUGUUGUAGAUGUUUAUUGAAUGUUUACAGAGAGUGGUGACUACAAGCAUCAAAGAAAGCUUAUGAG
Molecule: messenger RNA, 1762 nt
Organism: Branchiostoma belcheri (Belcher's lancelet)
Lineage: Eukaryota; Metazoa; Chordata; Leptocardii; Amphioxiformes; Branchiostomatidae
Product: pyruvate dehydrogenase (acetyl-transferring) kinase isozyme 3, mitochondrial-like
Exons: 10
Coding region: 128-1354 (408 amino acids)
Biological process (GO): protein phosphorylation; regulation of glucose metabolic process
Cellular component (GO): mitochondrion
Molecular function (GO): pyruvate dehydrogenase (acetyl-transferring) kinase activity
Source: RefSeq, a predicted model, not a curated record